Molecule: messenger RNA, 6588 nt
Organism: Ochotona princeps (American pika)
Lineage: Eukaryota; Metazoa; Chordata; Mammalia; Lagomorpha; Ochotonidae
Gene: PCDH11X
Product: protocadherin 11 X-linked
Exons: 7
Coding region: 327-4355 (1342 amino acids)
Biological process (GO): homophilic cell-cell adhesion
Cellular component (GO): plasma membrane
Molecular function (GO): calcium ion binding
Source: RefSeq, a predicted model, not a curated record
GCCAGAGCUACACGCAGCGACCCGCGCGGCAAAGCGGAAGGCAAGGCGAACAGAGUGGCAGUGGCAGCGGCGAGCCAGGCGACAAGGCACAGGCAGCCCAGGCAGCCCGGGCGGCCCCAACAGCCUCACCAAACCAGCCUGCACCACUCCAGCUGCUCCGCGGACUGCGAGCUGUGGCGGUAGAACCCGCUACAGUAAUCGCAGUCUCCGUGGAGCGGGCGGAAGCCUUUUUUCUCUUUUACGUUUCCCUCUUCAUUCUACUCUAGAGGCUUCGGUAACUGAUAUUCUGCGGGUUGAUACAAGGAACUGUCACAAUCGUGCCUGGUAUGGACUUGUUGUCCGGGACGUAUAUAUUUGCGGUCCUGUUAGCAUGCGUCGUGUUUCAGUCUGGCGCCCAGGAGAAGAACUACACGGUCCGAGAAGAAAUGCCAGAAAACGUCCUGAUAGGCGACUUGUUGAAAGACCUCAACUUGUCGCUGAUUCCAGACAAGUCCUUGACAUCGCCAAUGCAGUUCAAGCUAGUCUAUAAGACAGGAGAUGUGCCACUGAUUCGGAUAGAAGAAGGGACUGGAGAGAUCUUCACUACCGGAGCUCGCAUUGAUCGUGAGAAAUUAUGUGCUGGUAUCAUGCUGGAUGCCCGUUGCUUUUAUGAAGUGGAAGUUGCCGUUUUGCCGGAUGAAAUAUUUAGACUGGUUAAGAUACGUUUUCUGAUAGAGGACAUAAAUGAUAAUGCACCAUUAUUCCCUGCAACGGUCAUCAACAUAUCAAUUCCAGAAAAUUCGGCUAUAAACUCCAGAUAUGCUCUCCCAGCGGCAGUUGAUCCUGACAUCGGAAUAAAUGGAGUUCAAAACUACCAACUAAUCAAGGGUCAAAAUAUUUUUGGGCUUGAUGUCAUUGAAACACCGGAAGGAGACAAGAUGCCACAACUGAUUGUUCAAAAGGAGCUAGAUAGGGAAGAGAAAGAUACCUAUGUGAUGAAAGUAAAGGUUGAAGAUGGUGGCUUCCCUCAAAGAUCCAGUACUGCCAUCUUGCAAGUAAGUGUUGCUGAUACAAAUGACAACCGCCCAGUCUUUAAGGAAAAUGAGAUUGAAGUCAGUAUACCAGAAAAUGCGCCCGUGGGCACUUCAGUGACACAGCUCCAUGCUACAGAUGCUGACAUAGGGGAAAACGCCAAGAUUCAUUUCUAUUUCAGCAAUCUAGUCUCCAACAUUGCCAAAAGACUGUUUCACCUCAACACCACCACUGGGCUUAUCACAGUCAAAGAACCACUGGAUAGGGAAGAGGCACCAAGCCACAAGUUACUGGUUUUGGCAACCGAUGGUGGAUCAAUGCCUGCAAGAGCCAUGGUGCUGGUAAAUGUUACAGAUAUCAAUGAUAACAUCCCAUCCAUUGAUAUAAGGUACAUCAUCAAUCCAACCAAUGGCACCGUGGUUCUUUCAGAAAAUGCCCCACUCAACACCAAAGUUGCUCUCAUAACUGUGACUGAUAAGGAUGCUGACCAUAAUGGUAGGGUGACGUGCUUCACAGAUCAUGAAGUCCCUUUCCGUUUAAGGCCAGUAUUUAGUAAUCAAUUCCUCCUGGAGACAGCUGCGUAUCUCGACUAUGAGUCCACCAGAGAAUAUGCCAUUAAAUUGCUGGCUGCAGAUGCUGGCAAGCCUCCUUUGAAUCAGUCAUCCAUGCUCCUCAUCAAAGUGAAAGAUGAAAAUGACAAUGCUCCAGUUUUCACGCAGCCUUUCAUAAGUAUUUCCGUUCCUGAGAAUAACUCUCCUGGCACUCAGCUGACAAAAAUAAGCGCCACGGAUGCAGACAGUGGACGGAAUGCUGAGAUCAGUUACCUGCUGGGUAUUGAUGCUCCAUCCGAAUUCAAUCUGGAUCAUCGUACAGGCAUUCUGACCGCAGUGAAGAAACUAGACAGAGAAAAACAGGAAAAAUAUUACUUCACAGUUCUGGCAAAAGAUAAUGGAAUACCAUCCUUAAUAACUAAUGCCACCGUCUUAGUGACUGUUCUUGAUCAGAAUGAUAACAGCCCAAUUUUCACGCACAAUGAGUACAACUUCUAUGUCCCAGAAAACCUUCCAAGACAUGGCACAGUGGGACUCAUCACGGUAACUGAUCCUGACUAUGGAGAGAAUUCUGCGGUCACUCUCUCCAUUGUCGAAGUGAAUGACGAGUUUACCAUUGAUCCACAGACUGGUGUCAUCCGACCAAAUAUUUCAUUUGAUCGAGAAAAACAAGAAUCUUAUACUUUUUAUGUAAAGGCUGAGGAUGGUGGUAGAGUAUCGCGCUCUUCAACUGCCAAAGUAACCAUUAAUGUGGUUGAUGUCAAUGACAAUAAACCUGUUUUUAUUGUUCCUCCUUCCAACUACUCCUAUGAAUUGGUUCUACCAUCCACUAGUCCAGGCACAGUGGUCUUCCAGGUAGUUGCCAUUGACAAUGAUACUGGUAUGAAUGCAGAAAUCCGUUACAGCAUUGUAGGGGGGAAUGCCAAUGGUCUUUUUAUGAUUGAGCAAACAUCAGGAAACAUCACACUGAAAGAGAAAUGUAUUGUUGCAGACCUUGGUUUGCACAGAUUGGUAGUAAAAGCUAAGGACUUAGGACAACCUGAUUCCCUCUUCAAUGUUGUCGUUGUCAAUCUCUUCGUCAAUGAAUCAGUGACCAAUGCUACACUGAUUAAUGAAUUAGUGCACAAAAGCAUUGAAACGCCAGUGACACAAAAUGUUGAGACGACUGAUGCAUCCUCACCAACCAGUGACUAUGUCAAGAUCAUGGUUGCCAUUGUUGCCGGCACCAUAACUGUCGUCCUAGUGAUUUUCAUCACUGCUGUUGUGAGAUGUCGCCAAUCACCACAUCUUAAGGCUGCUCAGAAAAACAAACAGAAUUCCGAAUGGGUUACUCCAAACCCGGAAAACAGACAGAUGAUAAUGAUGAAGAAAAAGAAGAAGAAGAAGAAGAAAAAUGCCCCUAAGAACUUGCUUCUUAACUUUGUCACUAUUGAAGAAGCAAAGGCAGAUGAUGCUGAUAAUGAUGGAAACAGUGUCACACUUGACCUUCCUAUUGAGCUGGAGGAGCAAACCAUGGGCAAGUACAACUGGGGCACAACACCUACUACAUUCAAGCCUGAUAGUCCUGAUCUGGCCCGACACUACAAGUCUGCCUCUCCACAGCCAGCUUUUCAGAUCCAGCCUGAAACUCCCCUGAAUUCUAAGCAUCACAUCAUUCAGGAACUGCCUCUUGAUAACACGUUUGUGGCCUGCGAUUCCAUCUCCAAGUGUUCCUCCAGCAGCUCUGAUCCCUACAGUGUGUCUGAAUGCAGCUAUCCAGUGACAACCUUCAAGGCCCCUGUGUCUGUGCACGUCAGACCGACAAUGAAGGAGGUGGUACGAUCUCACACCCCCAUCAAAGAGUCAACCACUGUGGAGAUCUGGACUCAUCCUCAACCACAGCGGAAAUCCGAGGGGAAAAAGGCAGGAAAGGCUCAGCGGCGUGUCACAUUUCACCUACCAGAAGGCUCUCAGGAAAGCAGUAGUGAUGGUGGACUGGGAGACCAUGACGCAGGCAGCCUACCCAGCACGUCCCAUGCUCUACCCCUUGGCUAUCCUCAGGAGGAAUACUUUGAUCAUGCUGCACCCAACAACCGCACUGAAGGGGAUGGCAACUCUGAUCCUGAAUCUACUGCAGAAAUAACUGUUCAACCAACUGUGGAAGAGGCCUCUGAUAACUGUACCCACGAAUGUCUCAUCUUGGGCCACUCUGAUGCCUGCUGGAUGCCAGCUUCUCUGACACAUUCCAGUCCAUCACAGGGACAGGCCUCUGCACUCUGCCGCAGCCCACCCCUGACACAGUCCACUCUUCGUCGCCGCAGUCCUCCGGUGACACAGACCAUCGCUCUCUGCCACAGCCCUCCAACGACCCAGGCUAUCGCACUGUGCCACAGCCCUCCACCAGUGCAGGCAUCUGCUCUCCACCACAGUCCUCCUCUAGCACAGACCACUGCACUUUGUCACAGUCCACCACCGGCACAGGGUUCAGCCCUGCGCUAUAGCCCUCCCCUGGCACAAGCUGUUGGGGUCCGCCGCAGCCCUCCUCUGCCACAGGCUGCUACCUUGCAUCGCAACCAGGCCCAAGCACCAAUAGCUAUGCAGCAGGGCUGGGUGCAGGGGGCGGCAACUGAUGGAUUGCGUACUCUUGAUCAGAGUGGGCAAAGUAGUACAAGAGCUCAGUUUUACACCAUGUCCGAUAGAAUCCAUCACAGCGAUGAUUCAAUCAAGGUCAUUCCCUUGACAACCUUCACGCCAGGUCAACAAGCCAGACCUUCUAGGGGUGAUUCCCCGGUGAUGGAAGAGCAUCCAUUAUAAAUCUAAACUAGACAGGGUGUAUAUAAUCCAAGUUCAUGAUCCAAUUUGAAUAAAUAAUCCAAAUUGAUAGCUUUGUAAAUAACUCUGUAAAUAAAGCAGAUACCAGAAUAAAUCUACAGCUAGACCCUUAGUCAAAAGUUAAAGACAAGUUUACAAUUUAAUUCAGAAUGUGUAGUUUAAAAGAAACUUAAAAAUUCCUAUCCUUCUGUACAGAAAGGCUUAUCAUGGCAGAGUUAUUAUACAGUGAAUACUAUUUCUGCUGUACUUUUUUUAAAAUUAACACCAUGUGCAAUAUUACUGAUUUUUUCCAUUCCGUUUUUUGUGGACACAGUAUGUAGCAACUGGAAAUUUAAAAAAAAUAGAUUUUCCAAGUUUACCUUUAAUUUAUCUAAACUUUUGUUCAGAUAACAUUAGAAGGUAUACAUACUGCGGUAUGUUUGUUAGUCUUUUGUUUGAUUUUGUUUUCUUGUCUCCAGGUUUUGGUGUCAGUAUAUCUACAUUCAGAAAUGUAUAGUAUGGACUGUAAAUAUCUGUUUUUUGUGUCUGUUCCUGUUUUUUAUGUGUUUUCUACCUUUACUUUAAGAAUAUAUUGUUGAUAUAAUUGUAUAUGCAUUUUGGUAAAUAUAAGUAAACUGUACAGAUCUAGAUCUAAACCUAUUUCUCUACUCUUUAGUAGAGUUCGAGACACUGAAGUGCAAUAUUUGUGCCCAAAUUAAGCAAAUAUUUGCUAUAAGAGGGCCUCUUUCCUUUUUUUAAGACUUAUCUUUGUAGUUUAGUGUGAAGUACAGCAGAAAUAAUAUUGUAUCUGUCAUUUUAAGCCUAUAUUCCAUUUGUAAUUGGCUCUUUACCUUGAGUCUGUACAUAAAAAUCACAAGGAAGGCGGAUGCUUUCAGUGCCUGAUUCAUUUACAGCUAUGACUGUAAACUGCUAUUUUCUAGAGAAGAUCAGAAAGAUGUUCCGUCAAUUCAACAAAUAAGUAUAAAUGUAAAUAAAACCAUACACUAAACUUACAAGACUAAGGGAAUUUUACCAUUCUAGCUCAACUGAUGAAAACCACUGAUAACAAGAUGUGCGUUAGGAAGGAACUUUUUAAGCGAUGUGAUUAUCAAUCUACAUCAAAAGUACAAAUGAGUAGAAUUUCAAAGAGAUGUGCAGAGGGAGAAAUAAGGCUCAUGACUGCUUCCUGGGAUGAAUAAGAAAUACUCCAGGAACACACACACACAAACACUCACAAAACAACAAAAUCUCACAUAUGAAACAAGAUAAAUACUACUAAGAAAAGAAUACAGAAGUAUUCAUGGAAACAUUGGUUUCCUUCUGUUGCCUGUUCUUUAUUUUCUGCUUUCAUCCUGGUAACUGGCCAUUAUUUUCUAGGUGCACAUUUCAUGACUUUACAGAAACACCUCCAACUUAAUUUUUCUCUAUAACAAAAUCAAGAAACUGUCUUGUUUCAGUAUCACACUAAACCAAGAAACAAUUGAUGUUUUGUGGGGAGGGGGGGAAGUGAAUAUUUCUUGUUGAGUAAAUUAGCUGUAGACUUUGUAAUGUGUAACUUGAGAUACGUAAUUUAUGAUUAAACCAUGUGUAAAUGUUGUAAUAUAAAUUGUGCUAAAUGUAUAAUUUCAUUGAUGAAGGUUUCCAAUGAAUGUUGAGAAAGCCUCUCUUAAUGUGCCUGGCUGACUGAGUAGUGUUUUAAAAAUAUAUUGUUCCCAUUGUGAUGCUUUUUAACUCAUAUUUGAUUUGGUGUAUAGAAUAACUUCCUGACUUUUAACUACUAAAGGUUAACGAGUGGAAUUUCCAAUUAAUUGAUAUUUGGUUUUCUUUUAUGUUUGUUAACAUUCCAAGGGAUUUGGAGCAUAUUGGUUUCCCAGGUGCAUGUGAAUCCUGAAGGACUAACGAUGUCUGAAAAUUUACUGGAAUAAUGUCAUGUAUGUGUAUUGCUGUUAUUGUUGCUGUUGUUACUGCUGACAAACAUUUUAAACCUGGGGAAGAUUUAAAAAAAACCCAGAAUGACAAAAUCAGUGCUUCCAGUAGAUUUUAGAAUGUGUUUUCACUCAGACAAAAGAAAAGAAAACUUGCAACAGUUAUGUGAGACAUUCUUAAAAAUUGUAUUGUUUCCCCAUUUUUCCUUUCCUUUGCGUUAUUAUCUACAGACACACACAUUUAAAAGGAGAUAAAUAAGAGAAGCUGAAAGAAUGCUGAAUAAUCUAUCAGGACUACAAACGAUUGUUAU